Messenger RNA from Aureobasidium musti, 361 nucleotides. The record is from the annotation of a GenBank genome assembly. Lineage: Eukaryota; Fungi; Ascomycota; Dothideomycetes; Dothideales; Saccotheciaceae.
GUAUAUGGAAGAAUGGAUUACACCUGUUACGGCUGUGCUGGAGGCCUAUGUGUUGAUCUCUUUCUUGGUCUUUCUGGUCAUGUUUCUGAUGUGUGUUCAUCGUCGUGGUUGUUUUCACAUCUGCCAUCGCAGACGCAGAAGAAGAAUCAUGCGGUAUCAACAACUACCAAGACGUCGCGUGUGGAUCGAAGAGCAAAUCGACAACAACAUACAUGAAGACUCGGAUGAAGACGUCAAUCACUACGAAGUCAACAGUAUCCAGUCCAGAUAUCCUGCCAAUGUGGAUACUGGGAAUGGCGAUCCUCGUGUGCAGGACAUCCAGAGGCUGGAGAGCGCUCUGAGGGUCGCUGGAAUGGCUUGA